GAGAAGCAGAUUAAACUCGGAUACCAACUGUCCAGAAAUGAAUCACAACGAUUAUGAUGUUCUUUUAGGGAUUUCUCCAGAUAUUCGAGUGUUUGCAGAAACAUUGAUAGAACAUUCAUGUUUUGGUAUAUGUGGCGGGAAAGCUAGAUUAACAGAUGUUAAAUCUGGGUCUGUGUCAUUUAUUGCUGGUUGUGAAGGAGACAGAUUCAAAGUACUUUUGCCUUAUGCUGGACAGACUUUAACAUGGGAGGUAAUAUUUGAUAAAUAUAGUCCAGAAGAAUCUCCUGAUUUUAUAUUUGGAUCGGAAGACACAGAUUUUUCCCCUGACAUAGCUGAUAUUAAGACAUUAGUAGAUUGGGAUUAUCAUAAUCCUUAUGCCCUGCUCCACGUUAUAGAAGAACUUCUACGAAUGUAUAAGGCCCACCAGGAACAUGUAGUAGAAGCUUACGACAGAUUACAGUUUGAAUAUUCAUCACUAGUUAACCAGUCAGAUAUCACUUCACAACAUGUAGAAGUACAUAUACUUAGGUUUGAGUCAAAAGUUGGACCAAUUAGCUUUUUAAUCAGAUUACCCGUAGAUUUUACCAGAAUACCUCCAUUUUUAACAAAGGAUAAUCCUGGUGAAGAUUCAGCCAUCCUACUCAUAAGUUUUCUAUCUCCAUCAAGUUCAAAGAUCACACCACAGUUAUAUUUAUCACCAAAAGUUGAGCAUGCACUUGGAGGUGCAGCAAAUUUAAGAAUACCAGCCUUUCCAUCAGAUGGUUGUCUGUUAGAUUAUGUACCAAAUGUUUCUAAUUUAUUAUCUAAUAAGGUAGACCAAGUAGUUGCCAAUUUUGAAAAGAGAAAAGAAUAUAUUGCAGCAUUUUUAAGUCAUUUUGGAAGAUCAUUACUCGAGUAUGAUGCGGAUGCCUUCACAAAGAUCAGCUUUUUAUUUGAAUGGAAUGAUUUCUUCUUUAUAUUUCUAAUUGAUUUGCCACAGUUUUUUCCACAAGAACAACCAGAAUUCAAAUUCCAGUCUAUUUAUCAUCAUGAUGCCAAGCGAAAGCCAUUCAUUCAGGCCUUUGGUGAAUACCCAUACAGUCCAAGAUGGAGUGGGAAUGAAAUGGCACAGAGAGCAAAAUCUUUUAUUCUGAACAACAUCAGUGAUUUUCAGAAAGCAUCUGUCCACAGUGGAUCGUUGAACUGAUGAGAAAAAUGCUGAUUCUAUAUAUGGGCAUAGUGUUGUUAUCCUCAGUUUAAAUUAGAUCCAGGAUUUCAUUUUAAAUGAAAGUACUGAAAAUCUAUAAGGAUGACUUUAAAUAAUGAUAUCCUUUGAGUGAACAUCAACAAGCAUGGUCAAUUCAUAAAGAAAACCAGAUAGAAAAUGCCUAAAAUUACCCUUAUAGUGAUUGAAAUAGAAUUUAUUUAUGAAUAAAUAUGAUUGAUAUUUAAUCUGACAUAUAAUACAUGUAGAUACAAUUAUUCACUCAUUUUCAUACCUCAAUAAGUAUACAUUUUAAAAUCUUUAUUUAUUUUAAGCUGUACUAGCAGUUCUUCAUUAACUUGAGUCUCUGUCAAUCACAAAUAAAGAACUUGAAAAUCUCUCAUUUACAACAAUACAAUUUAUAUUGUCUGUUAUUGUUAAUUUUUAACCAGUUAUAAUAAAAAUAUUAUAUAGAAAA
Messenger RNA from Mytilus californianus (California mussel), 1661 nucleotides. Its product is annotated as BRISC and BRCA1-A complex member 2-like. Lineage: Eukaryota; Metazoa; Mollusca; Bivalvia; Mytilida; Mytilidae. Gene Ontology annotation, cellular component: BRISC complex; BRCA1-A complex. The record is from RefSeq and is a predicted model, not a curated record. The transcript has 11 exons. Bases 38 to 1186 code for a protein of 382 amino acids. Gene Ontology annotation, biological process: double-strand break repair.